Arctia plantaginis is the source of this 981-nucleotide messenger RNA. NCBI's taxonomy places the organism in Eukaryota, Metazoa, Arthropoda, Insecta, Lepidoptera, Erebidae. The record is from the annotation of a GenBank genome assembly.
AUGGCUUCAUGUGUUAUUGGUGAUGUAAAGCAUCAAGAAAGUGCUUCAAAGGCUCUUCCAAUCAACCACCGGUUUUUAGAACCAGAGAAAGCAGUUAAGACUUUUACAGAUAUGGCUUUGUGGGAAAAAUCUGAAGCAUACAUGGAAUACACAGGCUUCAUAGCUACACUGAAUGAAUCCAUCAAAAGAAAGCCUCUGUCAGUGGACUGUAAAAUAUCUGAUAAUAUCAAGAAACUGUUGACAUUACUUGAGAAACUUGACAAAUUGAUAGAUGAAUAUCCACCAAUGGAACAGCCGCAGCGAUUUGGUAAUGUGGCCUUUAGAGAGUGGUUAGCAAAAGUCAAAGCUAACUCCACAAUAUUGUUGCAAGAAAUGCUAGAGCUCAGCUUGCAUGUAACCAUAUGCGAGAUCAAAGUGUACUUAGAGGAGAGUUUUGGUAACGCUACUAGAAUUGAUUACGGGACAGGACAUGAGAUGGCUUUCGUAAUGUUCCUAUGUUGUUUGUAUAAAAUUGGUAUGUUAGACACUGAAGACAAUGUGGCUACAGUGUUUAUUAUCUUCAACAAAUAUAUACAGAUAGCAAGAAGACUGCAGAAAACAUAUAGAAUGGAGCCGGCAGGCAGUCAUGGUGUUUGGAGUUUGGAUGAUUAUCAGUUCAUACCAUUCAUUUGGGGCAGCUCGCAGCUUAUUGAUCAACCACGAAUAUAUCCACCUGCCAAGUUUUUGGAGGAUGAUAUUAUUGAGAAGUAUUGUGAGGAAUAUAUGUUCAUAUCAUGUAUCAAGUAUAUAAAAGAAGUAAAAAAGGGUCCUUUUGCUGAACAUUCUAAUCAGUUAUGGAGCAUAAGUGCAGUAGGUUCUUGGACAAAAAUUAACCAGGGUCUAAUUAAAAUGUACAAAAAAGAGGUACUGGCCAAGUUUCCAGUAGUACAGCAUGUGUUAUUUGGCUCUCUGCUUCCUAUCAGAAGGUUCCCGUUGAAUUAA